UUGUCGGUCUUAACUACCAGAGGAUUUGUGGCCGGGACUUGUAUAACUUGUGAAGAUGACUUUCGCCAUGCUGCGGCCCGUGGCGACACACUUGAUCUAUUCUGACUUCACCAUCACGUCCGAGGAUGAUGAAAACCGCAGCGAAAGCGACGGCAGCUCGGAGCAAAGUUACUGUGGCUCCACCAAAAAACGCAGAAGGAUUUCGCACCGACUGGAAGGGCAGACCCCGGUGGUGGUGAAACAGAGGAGCGCAGCUAACGCCAGGGAGAGAGGCAGGACCCAGAGUGUCAACACCGCAUUCACAGCUCUCCGGACUCUCAUACCCACCGAGCCAGUGGACAGAAAGCUCUCCAAGAUUGAAACUCUCCGACUGGCAUCCAGCUACAUUUCCCAUCUGGCCAACGUGCUUCUUCUCGGAGACGGCGGCGCUGAUGGACAGCCCUGCCUCGGCGCGGUUCAUGCGCGAGGAGAGAGCGGGGCGCAGCAGCCGCGGACCAUCUGCACCUUCUGUUUGAGCAACCAGAGAAAAGGGAUAAAGGAUGCCAAAGACUGUUUAAAAAUGCGAGGGCUGGGUCCGCUGCGAAUGAGACGCUGACUGAAGACCAGCGAAUGAUUAGCAACCUGAAAAUCCUCAAAGACUUUCUCAGGGAAGAGUCAACGCUGGUGUUAGCACAAACACUCACACCAACACACACAUGCUGGAUCAAAUGAUGGAAACAAAGAAGAGACUAUUUAUACUUGACUGAGAAAAUGUAAGCAUAAGCCUUUCAAAGAUGCAGUGCAUUUGUUUGAAACUUAUGAGUUUUUGUCCUUUUUUUGCCCCUCGAAAGUUUAAAAUAAAAUAUAUUUUAUCAAAAUAAAA
Messenger RNA from Sander lucioperca (pikeperch), 862 nucleotides. It is a transcript of the gene tcf15, whose product is annotated as transcription factor 15. The record is from RefSeq and is a predicted model, not a curated record. The coding region runs from base 56 to 595 and encodes 179 amino acids. The transcript is spliced from 2 exons. Gene Ontology annotation, molecular function: DNA-binding transcription factor activity, RNA polymerase II-specific; RNA polymerase II transcription regulatory region sequence-specific DNA binding; protein dimerization activity. Gene Ontology annotation, biological process: developmental process; regulation of transcription by RNA polymerase II. NCBI's taxonomy places the organism in Eukaryota, Metazoa, Chordata, Actinopteri, Perciformes, Percidae.